ACACCGGGAACCCGGCUCACCGGCGGAGGAUUUGACUCUCGAGACAACUCCGACAGCGUUUUGCCUCCGGGGGGUUAGUGGACCCCCCCUCCUUCUCCCUUCUGAUCCAGGACCAGCCGCUGGCCACACUGCCGGACCGGCUGAACGGGGGACCGGGAGCGAAUCUGCGGAGCGACACACAAUGGCAACCGGUGCGCUCGUGCUCGUCUGCGCGCUGCUUGCCGGUGUCGCCGUGGCCCAGAGAGUGGUGACGGUGCAGAGCGGGCCGCUGGUACGGACCGAGGGCUCCCACGUGACCAUCUGGUGCAACGUGACGGGCUACAAAGAGGGCGUGGAGCAGGACUUCGAGUGGUCCAUGUACCUGCCGUCGGUGCCGGACCGGGAGAUCCGCAUCGUGAGCACGGCGCAGUCGAACUACGCGUACGCCGUGUACGCCCAGAGGGUGAACAGCAAGGAGAUCUUUGUGGAGAGGCUGAGCCGCGACUCGGCUCUGCUGCACAUCACCAAAGUGCAGGCGAGGGACCAAGGCCUGUUUGAGUGUUACACGCCCAACACGGACGGGCGCUACCUGGGAUCCUACAGCGCACGCACCAACCUCACGGUCAUCGCUGACUCUUUGACGGUCACCGCUCCGGCCCAGACUCUGUCCAAAGUGGAGGGCGACACGUUGCAGCUCACCUGCGAGGUGUCCAGGACCACCAUGCAGCACACUCACCUGUCGGUGGGCUGGUACCUGCGAUCGCCGGAGGACGCCGCCGCCCCGCCCCAGGAGCUGGUCACCUUGUCCAGGGACUUUGUUCUGCGCUCCGGGGGACCGUAUCGGCAGAGGAUGGCGGCGGGGGACCUGAGGCUGGAUAAAACCAGCGCUACCGCCUACAGGCUGACCAUUCACAAGCUGCAGCCCGUGGACCAGGGACUCCUCUACUGCCAGGCCGCAGAGUGGAUUCAGGACUCGGACGGGAGCUGGUUCGCCAUGACCCGGAAACAGAGCGAUAAGACUCAGCUCCGGAUUCAACCCACUGACCGGGACUUCAGCAUCCAGGUGAGCACGGAGCGACGGUCCUUCACGGCCGGUGAGCCGCUGGAGCUUCGCUGCACCAUUGAGGCGCAGAAUGUCCCCGAGCGUUUCUUCUCGGUGUCGUGGGUCUUCAGCAGCUCACCGGUGGCCGUGGUGGGCCCCAGUGCCGUGCCCGUCCUGGGCCCGGACUACGUGGCCCGCGAGGCGGCCGGCCUCAUGACCGUGCGCAAGGAGAGCGCCAACGUCCACCUGCUCAAGCUGCAGCGCCUGCGCCCCGAGGACGCCGGGAAGUACAUCUGCCGCGUAACGGAGCGGGAGAAGACGCCCACGGGAGACUUUAUCGACCGCAGCAAGAGGUCCCGCAAUGUCCAGAUCACAGUCCAGCCACUCAAGAGCAACAUCACCGUGUCCCUGUCCAGUAACUCCUCGGAGGUCCUGGAGGGCGACGUGAUCCAGCUGAGCUGCUCGGUUCAGUCCACCACGGGCCCGCUGUCGGUCCUCUGGCAGUGGACAGACAAGCAGAGAACCGAGCCGGCGCAGGACGUGGCCUCCGUGGACCGAGACGGCACGGUGUGGCACCGCCCCGCCUACAGAGAACGCUCCACCUACGGCGAAAUCCGCGCGGAGAAGGUGCAGGGCGACACGUUCUCGCUGUCCCUGUACAACGCCUUACCCGGGGAUGAAGGCGAGUACCGCUGCAUCGUCACCGAGUGGAUUCAGGCCGGCGCCGAACCGGAGCUGACCUGGGAGAAGGUCGGAGAGAAGUCGGCCACCAGGACGGUUUCUGUCAAGACGGUCGAAUCCUCCUUCAUGGUGUCCGCCUCGUCACGGACGCCUUCCAUUUCCUUCGGAGAUUCCUUCGACCUCCUGUGUUUGGUCAAGCCUCGCCACAAUCCCCGUGUCCCCACGUCCGUCACCUGGCGGUUCAUGCCGGCCGGCGCGGAAGCCGACGAGGAGGAUCGGGGAGAGUUCAAAGACCUGGUGACCUUCACCCGCGAGGGGACGCUGCAGUGGGGGGAGCAGCUGCUGGGGCUGGGCACGCGCACCACGGUGGACCGCUCCCACUCCAACACCAACUUCCGGCUGUCGGUGACCCGCGCCGGGCGCCGGGAGGCGGGAAAGUACCAGUGCACCGCCGUGCUGUGGAGGAAGAACUACGACAACAGCUGGAGCAGAGUGGCCAACCGCACCUCCAACCUGCUGGGCAUCAGCGUUCUGCAGCCAGAGAGCAAGCUGAAAGUGCAAAAGAACAACCAGUCGCGGGUGUACCUGGAGGACAGCCGCGUCAGGAUCAAUUGCUCCAUCGCCUCUCAGACCAGCCCGGACUCCCAGCAUGCCGUGCUGUGGUACGUGAGGCGCGCGACGGGCUCGGAGGCCGACGAGCUCCUCCUGAGGAUCGAGCGCUCGGGGGCCUUCGAGUACGGCGCGUACGCGGACGAGGAGCGGCUGCGGCGGCGCGUGCAGGCCGAGCGGCUGUCGCCGCGCCUCUACGUGCUGACGCUGAACCGGGCGGAGAGCAGCGACUCCGGCACCUACUACUGCCUGGUGGAGGAGUGGCUCAGCGACCCCGACGGAGCCUGGUAUCGACUUUCCCGGGAGUCGUCGGGGUUCACGCAGGUUCUGGUCAAACAGCCAGACGUUCGGCUGCAGGUGGAGGAAGUGGAGUCGAACAUCACGGUGGAGGAGUCCGCCUCCAUCCGGCUGGGCUGCAGCAUCCCCUCGCAGUCCUCCAGGGACUCCCGCUUCUCCGUGUCCUGGUACGUGGAGCGCUCCGAGGACGAGGACGGCGACGGCCAGCCGGGGGACGACGACAGGGAGGGGGACUGCGUCUUCUCCAUCGGCCACGACGCCGUUUUCGGAAACGGGAACUGCAGCCCCAGGGAGGAGGCGGGGCCAAACUCCCGCCUGCAGUUCGAGAGGAUGGCGUCCGACCAGUACAGCCUCACCAUUCAAGGUGCCCGGCCGACAGAUGCCGGCCGAUACUACUGCCAUGUUGAGGAGUGGCUUCUCAACCCCCGCAAUGCCUGGUACCACCUGGCCACCAACAACUCCGGGUUCAUUUUUGUCAGAGUACGGCAGCGAGUGUCCACCCUCCAGUCGGUGGUGUGCGCCAACGACUCCCUCUUCUACUUCGUCUUCUUCUACCCCUUCCCCAUCUUCGGCAUCCUCCUCAUCGCCGUGCUGCUGGUGCGCUACAAGAGCCGCAACAACAACAAAAGCCAGGAGGGCAAGAACGGCGCCCCCCUCCUGUGGAUUAAAGAGCCGCACCUGAGCUACUCCCCGACCUGCCUCGACCCGCCCGCGCUGAGCCUGCACCCCGGCUCGGUCGACUAAGCCAGGAAGGGGUUCGAACCCCCACCCCUCCUGCCUCAUAUUUACGUCGUGGAUUCAGCCGAUAGAACGCCAGGGAGCAGAUCUGGACUCCGCCCUCAGACCUUAUUGUCAUUCACUGCUGUGUUGAGUUAGCUCUAAAGAUUCCCUCCCCUGGUGGCUGUUUGUUUUCUGUUAACAGAUGUGUGUGUGUGUGUGUGUGUGUGUGUGUGUGUGUGUGUGUGCGUGCGUGCGUGAAGACUGUGUGGACGAGAGCGAGCGCACCAUGUUGACGCGGAUGUCCGCUCGAUUGGGAAUUGAAGGUCAGGAGAGUCUUGUGAGCCUCUCUCAUCUCUGUGAAACUUAAUCUCACACCUGCAUUUUGAUUUUUAUUAAUCUAAAUAUCUGUCUAUUUUUCAAAAAAACAAACAAAAACAACAAACUGCACCUGAAAUCGAUGACCAAUCCGGGAAGAACAUGCAGGAGAAGGAACUCUAUAAUGAACUUUGGCGCUAAGUGGAUGCCAAAAA
Messenger RNA from Salarias fasciatus (jewelled blenny), 3858 nucleotides. It is a transcript of the gene igsf3, whose product is annotated as immunoglobulin superfamily, member 3. The transcript is spliced from 9 exons. The record is from RefSeq and is a predicted model, not a curated record. Gene Ontology annotation, cellular component: membrane. NCBI's taxonomy places the organism in Eukaryota, Metazoa, Chordata, Actinopteri, Blenniiformes, Blenniidae. The coding region runs from base 182 to 3352 and encodes 1056 amino acids.